AAGCUCCACGAGCGCCGCUGCCAGCCUCUGCCAGCUGCCCCCGGGCUUUAAGUUUCGGGCCUGAAGCCUAAAUCCCGGCCCCCCAGCCGCCACCGUUGCUGCCGGCAUCUCGUCCGGUUGCAGCAGGCCACAUGGAGCCACGGAGCGUGGACCUGAGGGUGCAGCGUCUGGCGGCUGAAGUCGCCGAGAGUCUGGAGCAGGACGUCCCGGCAGCGCUGUUGAAGUUGGAAGCGAUCCUGCACGAUGCCCCAUCGGGAAGUGCCCAGCUGCGGGCCCUCCAGCGGGACAUCCAUGACUACGAUCUCAUCGCGUUCUGCAUUCUGGUCCUGCGGCGGGACUACUCGGGCGGCCCCGGCGGCUGGACCACGCCCACGCGCCUCGCCCGCAUCUUGAGUCACUGCUGUGUGGGGCUGGAGCCAGAAGAAAGGGCAGAGGAAUUUUACCAUCAAUCCCUUCCCUCGGCCGUAGACAACUGCCUGCUUUUGGGAAGACGGCUCCAGGCGCGCUAUAUCCGGUCCGUUAAGGAGGAAGAGAGAGCUGAAUAUCUGCGCUGUUUCCUGACUGUGAUGGACUCUCUCUGCUGGCUGCUGGGAGGGCACCGGGAGCUCAGCAAGUUUGUUCUGCGGAGUGACCAUUUCCUCCAGCUGCUGCUGACCGAUGAUGUGGAGACGGGGGUGGCCGUGGUGACCAUGCUGCAGAGUGUCCUCCAAGCCAGCAGCAGGGAGGAGCUCCUCGGAACCGAAGAGGAAAUCUUUGACCCGAUCUCGGACGAGCUGGUCUUCAAGCUGUCGUCAUCCAGCCACCCGGCGGUGGGCCGCGUCUGCACGCGAGCCCUCCUGUCUGUGGCCCAGUCUCGGGCCGCAGGUGGGCCCACGCUGGCUGCCCGCUACAAAGGAUUGCACAGCAUGCUGAGGGAGCAGUGGACCGGAAAAGGGUUUGGCCCAGAACUUGGCCGCCUCCUGGCAUUGUUGGCCCGCUUCCCAGACUGCCUGGCAACAGACACACAGAGACGACAGCAUGCGGCAUGUGCCAUCCAGGCUGCUUGGCGGGGCUUCCGCACCCGCCAGAGGCUGAGCAAACUUCCCCGGGCAGUGACGGCGCUGCAGCGAAGCUUCAGAGCGAAGCGGGCACAAGAGCAGCGGUGCCGGAGCCGCUGCAGGGAAGGCGAGGCCCUCAGGGCGCAGCUGCAGCUGCAGAGGCAGCGUGCCCGGAGACGGUUCCUGGAGCGUCAGCUCAUCUUACUGGAGGCCAUCCCCCCAGGUCAGGUGGGGAAGCAUCAGCAGGAAGUGGAGGAGCGAUGCGCCCUGACCAUCCAGAGGCACUGGCGGGGCCACCGAGCCAGGAGGGACUUCCACCGCCACAAGCAGAGUCUCCGGGAGCACAAGGCCGCCGUCACCCUCCAGAGGACCGUGCUUCGGUUCCUUGCCCGGCGGCGGCAGGAGAGGAUGGAAUUGGCUGGCUGGCAGAGCUGGGGGCGGGGGCCCGGGCUCUCGGACUCACGCAGGCUGCAGCUGAAGCAGCGAGUGGAGGAGCACCUCAGUCUGCACCCGGCUCGGCUCAGGACCGACGCGGCCAGCCGCGAGCUUCACGUCCAGGCCCAGGAGAGGCUGGGCCGUCACUUGGUGACCCGCGGCCUGAGCCGCCGGGCAGAGCAGCGCAGAGAAGCCUGGAUGGCUCAGAUCAGCACCGAUAUCGACCAGCUGAUGCGUGCUCCGGGGCUCCAGGAGGCCACAGGAGUCGGCUCGCAGGCCUUCGUGAGCCGGUCCCGGCCAGUGGCCACCCAAGCCCGGCAGGCCCACCUGUCCGCCCUACGCCGCUCCCGCCAGCCGUGGUGGGCGGAGCUCAGGGAGGAGCCCCAGGAGGGGCUGGGGGCCAUGGAGGUGGCAGCGGCAGCUGGAUUGGACUCCCUCUUUGUGGCCGGCACCAAGUCUCCUUAGCAGUGGAUACGGCAGGGGGACCGGAAGUCUGUCCCGCCCUCUCAGCCUCCUCUGUGGGCUCCUGCGCCCUCGGCACGCCCACCC
Tachyglossus aculeatus (Australian echidna) is the source of this 2021-nucleotide messenger RNA. RefSeq names its product IQ motif containing B1 (gene IQCB1). Gene Ontology annotation, cellular component: cilium. Gene Ontology annotation, biological process: cilium assembly. The record is from RefSeq and is a predicted model, not a curated record. The transcript is spliced from 13 exons. Lineage: Eukaryota; Metazoa; Chordata; Mammalia; Monotremata; Tachyglossidae. Bases 132 to 1937 code for a protein of 601 amino acids. Gene Ontology annotation, molecular function: calmodulin binding.